Molecule: messenger RNA, 531 nt
Organism: Microthlaspi erraticum
Lineage: Eukaryota; Viridiplantae; Streptophyta; Magnoliopsida; Brassicales; Brassicaceae
Source: the annotation of a GenBank genome assembly
AUGGAGGGUAAAAGAACACAAGGACGAGGCUAUUUGAAACAAAAGGGUAGUAGUGUGUCUUACCUUGUGGAAGAAGAAAUGGAGAGUGAUACGGAUGGAGAAGAAGAGAAGAGGAAAGGAGUGAUGGAUAGAGUCAGAGGCUCUAGUGGCUCAUCAUCGCGGCUUUGCCAAGUAGAUAGAUGCACAGCUGAUAUGAAAGAUGCUAAACCGUAUCACCGGAGACACAAAGUGUGUGAAGUUCAUGCAAAGGCAUCUUCUGUCUUUCUCGCCGGUAUUAGCCAACGCUUUUGUCAACAAUGCAGCAGGUUUCAUGAGCUCCCAGAGUUUGAUGAAGCUAAAAGAAGUUGCCGGAGGCGGUUAGCUGGACACAAUGAGAGGCGGAGGAAGAGCUCUGGUGAAACGUUUGGAGAAGGUUCCAGUGGUGGUCGGAGAGGAAUCACCGGUCAGGUGAUACAGAAUCAAGAAAGAUCAAGGGUAGAGAUGACACUUCCUAUGACAAACUCAUCAUUCAAGCGACCACAGAUUAGAUAG